This is a messenger RNA of Spinacia oleracea (spinach), 1841 nucleotides long. Its product is annotated as heat shock factor protein HSF30. NCBI's taxonomy places the organism in Eukaryota, Viridiplantae, Streptophyta, Magnoliopsida, Caryophyllales, Amaranthaceae. Bases 236 to 1408 code for a protein of 390 amino acids. The record is from RefSeq and is a predicted model, not a curated record. The transcript has 3 exons. Gene Ontology annotation, biological process: cellular response to heat; regulation of transcription by RNA polymerase II. Gene Ontology annotation, molecular function: DNA-binding transcription factor activity; RNA polymerase II cis-regulatory region sequence-specific DNA binding. Gene Ontology annotation, cellular component: nucleus.
ACUUCCAAGCCGCGGAGAAAUCCUUAGGUUCUUCAUUCCUCCCCUGUUCUUCUCUCUCCUCCAUUCUAGAACCUUCUUCCACCCCCACUCCCCUCCCGCCAUUAAAUUCCACUUACAACUCCUCAACAACAAUUAAAACCCGUAACCCACCAUUAAUUCCAAAUCAAUUUUGAUUAAAACCCCUUAAUUCCCCCUCAAAUCCCAAAUUAUAAAAUUCCUCUGUUUUCCCCUAAAAAUGGAAAGUGUGAUUGUGAAGGAAGAAGAGGUAACUAUCCCCUUCAAUGCGGGUACAGGAUCAUCAUCAAUAUCAUCAGCAUCAUCAUCAAGCUUCACUGCUAGACCUAUGGAGGGUCUUCAUGAAAUGGGCCCACCUCCAUUUUUGAAGAAGACUUUUGAUAUGGUGGAAGACCCUUCGACGGACACCAUUGUUUCUUGGAGUAAAGCUCGCAAUAGCUUCAUUGUUUGGGAUUCUAUCAAGUUUUCUACUUUGCUUUUGCCUAAAUUCUUCAAGCAUAAUAAUUUCUCCAGCUUUGUUCGCCAGUUGAAUACUUAUGGUUUCAGAAAGGUUGAUCCUGAUCGGUGGGAAUUUGCAAAUGAAGGAUUUCUGGGAGGACAAAAGCAUUUGUUAAAGACCAUAAAAAGGAGGAGAAAUAUAGGACAAACCACUCAACACCAAGUAGGACCAUGUGUUGAGAUAGGGCACUAUGGAUUAGAUGGUGAGAUGGAAAGACUAAGGCGAGAUCGUAAUGUGUUAAUGUCUGAAAUCGUGAAGCUACGACAACAACAUCAGCUUUCUAGGGAACAAAUCCGCUCUAUGGAAUCUCGACUUGAGUCUACUGAGAGAAAACAACAGCAGAUGAUGACAUUUCUAGCCAAAGCCCUUUCCAACCCAGGCUUUGUUCAGAACUUAAGGCAACGAAAUGAGCAUGUUAAAGCGUUCGAGGGUUUCGAAAUUGGAAGGAAAAGGAGGUUAACAGCUAGCCCAAGUACAGAGAGUUUACAAGAGGAAGUGUUAUCUGCUGUAGUUGAAGCUACUGAAGGGUUGGCAUCUGUUCAAUCUGAAAUCGAGACAUUGUUCUCAGCUGCAUUAGAUGAUGAAUCAAGCACUGAUGUUAAAGAGCCAGUGUUGGAACCUGAUCCAAUUCCUUCCCCAGUUGUUGCGAAUUUGGGAAAUGUUGGUGAGAUUAGUUGGGAAGAGUUACUAAGUGAGGAUUUGAUGGGUGAAAUGGAAAGUAUACCAGGUGAUGAACAAGAGGUGGAUAUACCAGUUGAGGAAUUGGUGCCAGAUCCUUCAAAUUGGGGCUCGAUAGGUGUGAUCCUGGCCCUCAUUAUUGGUAUGUUAGAGCUUGUUUUUGUAUGUUGGUUUGUUAGAAGUAGUAGUUUUAACUCAUUCUUACAAUAUGCUUGAUUUGUAUUGUAUUGUAUUGUAUUGCAGAAGGGAGACAGGAGGACGCAAGGAGCCGUAAAUGAUGGAUUGAGAGUUUGUUUUGUGUAUUUUUAAGAAUUGGUUUACUAUUAAAACUAAGAUUGAUUUGAGUAAUAUUUUGCAGCAAUCUGAUUCUAUUAUUUGUGCAGGGCAAUCCUAUGACAGAGGAUAGUCAGAUUGAUCAAGGGAACCAUGGUGAUUGUCUAUCAGAAACUAGGAGGCUGAUUUCUGUUUUGCAGACAUGAGAGAUUAUUGUUCUACUUUUGGGUGUACAUAUUUGGUACAAGUACUUACUACAUUUGUGUAAUUAGAACUUGUAGACCUAGAAAUGUCAAAAUUGCCUAGAUUAGAAAUAUGUUUAAUUGUGACUUGUUAACAUCAUCUGCAUAUAUAAAGGAUUGUCUAGUUUUUCCAA